Molecule: messenger RNA, 2508 nt
Organism: Sphaeramia orbicularis (orbiculate cardinalfish)
Lineage: Eukaryota; Metazoa; Chordata; Actinopteri; Kurtiformes; Apogonidae
Gene: dennd6b
Product: DENN/MADD domain containing 6B
Exons: 20
Coding region: 133-1860 (575 amino acids)
Cellular component (GO): recycling endosome
Molecular function (GO): guanyl-nucleotide exchange factor activity
Source: RefSeq, a predicted model, not a curated record
GGCCUCCGCUGCCCUCUGCUGGACAGUACGCACACUGCUCUGCCGGUGGUACUGUGGAGCCGACGUUAGGUUACAUCUGAUGGACGGACUGCGGAGGGAGGAUGGAGGUUGCAUCGCUGUGAGUCGUUCGUAAUGAACCCGUUUGACGGCUCCGUUUCUCCCCGGCAUGAGGAGGCGGAGGACGCGGCGGCGGAAGGCCGGUGCCCGUGGGCCCGGUUCUCCUCCUGGUUGGAGUGCGUGUGUGUCGUUACCUUCGACCUCGAGCUCGGACAAGCCAUAGAGCUGGUUUAUCCUCAAGAUGUGAAACUUACUGAAAAGGAGAAAACCAGCAUCUGUUACCUGUCCUUCCCUGACUCCUACUCAGGGAGCCUUGGGGACACUCAGUUCAGCUUCCGGAUGCGUCAGUCUGUUGGUCGUCGAGGUUCAAGGUUCAGAGAUGAUAUUUACAACAGAGACGCCCCUGUCACACUGCAGAGAGAAGUGUCCCAUUUCUGUGGUUACGUCUAUUUCCGGCAGGUGAAGGACGUCUCAGUGAAGAGAGGAUACUUUCAGAAGUCUCUGGUGCUACUCUCCAGGCUACCGUACACUCACAUGUUCCACAUGCUGCUGCAGAUCAUCGCACCAGAGUACUUUGAAAAGCUAGAGCCCUGCUUAGAAGCAGUGUGUAACGAGAUUGACCAGUGGCCUUCACCAGAACCUGGACUCACCCUCAACCUGCCUGUGAUGGGUGUGGUCUUACAGGUGAGGAUUCCAUCAAAAACAGACAAACCUGGAGGAAGCCCACUGAGACAGACAGCCAAAGAGAACCUUCUGCCGGCUCCCACGGUGCUGCCGACCAUCCACGAGCUCGACCUGUUCAAGUGUUUCCAGUCGAUGCUGAUCCACCUGCAGAUGCUGUGGGAGCUGGUGCUGCUCGGGGAGCCGCUGGUCAUCAUGGCACCUUCACCUACCAUCUCUUCAGAGACAGUGCUUGCUCUCAUCAGCUCCAUCUGUCCUCUGAAGUUCUGCUCUGACUUCCGUCCAUACUUCACCAUUCAUGACAGCGAGUUCCGAGAGUACACAACCCGAACCCAAGCCCCACCUAACGUGGUUCUGGGAGUAACCAAUCCAUUCUUCAUUAAGACGUUUCAGACUUGGCCUCACAUCAUCAGACUGGGCGAGACCAAGAUGGCAGGUGACUUACCCAAGCAAAUUAAAGUGAAGAAACUGGCCAAACUGAAAACACUUGACACUAAACCAGGAAUCUACACAGCAUACAAGACAUUUCUACACAAAGAUAAAAUUCUUAUUAAAAGACUGCUAAAGGGGAUUCAGAGAAAGAGACCGUCGGAGGUGCAAAGUGCCAUCUUGAGGAGACACCUGUUAGAGCUCACACAGAGCUUCAUCAUCCCACUGGAGCGGUACAUGGCGAGCCUUAUGCCGCUGCAGCGAUCAGUGACGCCAUGGAAGACUCCUCCUCAGAUUCGUCCAUUCAGUCAGGAUGAGUUCAUGGCCACCCUGGACCACAGCGGUCCUCAGCUCACCUCAGUGCUCAAAGGGGAUUGGAUGGGCCUGUACAGGAAAUUCUUUAGGUCUCCAAACUUUGACGGCUGGUAUCGUCACCGACACAGAGAGAUGGUUCAGAAACUGGAGUGUCUUCACCUGGAGGUCAUCUGUGAUGCUGAUCUUCUGGGCUGGACCAAAGACAAGUCUGAGGUGGAAAUUGUAGACCUGGUCCUGAAGCUUAGAGAGAAACUGAUUAAAGCUCAGCGGCAGCAGCUACAGGUCAAAGAUGGAGUUAUGGACAAACUGGACGCUUUUAUAAAGUCCAUCAUCAGCUCCCUGCCUGACGACCUGCAGACUGUCCUCAGUACACACUAACACACAGUGACACCCACUUUAUAAAAGUGGAUUCGUAUUCCUGCAUCUAGGCUACGAUGUAGCCUGCAGUGUAUUUAACAACCUGGUAAAACGUAACUACGGAUUUGAUGGCGAUAACACAUUGGUACUUUGGGCUGAUUAAUUUUUGUCCUACAGUUUUCUGCAGCCACUGGAUGGUGUGAAUGAUGAAAAUAACAAAGAUAUUUAAGAAACAAACUUAAACCAUUGCAGUGCAUAUUGAUACAAUUGACAUAAUGUUGUCAGUGAUCCGAUGAAACCUCAGUUCUGCUGUGUGCAAAACGCCUUUACUCUGAAAUGUGGGUUUCAGGCCUGUGCUGUGAUUGCCACUAUGAAUGAAUGAAUGAAUGUAAAACACAGCGACUGUACAGUGGAGAUGUGAAGGAAUCAUCAGAAGUUACAGUAUAUAACCACAGUUCUGAGAGUGUGUGCAUAGCCCAUCAUCAUCUUGUACCAUAAGACUGAGCAGCUGCUGUGGACUAUUAAAGCACAACAUGGUUUGAUCAUGUGCUGUGCGAGCUUCUGUGGCUGCAGACAAAAACCUACACGGCAUUUACUCCUGUUCACCACUGGCAUCAAACCUAAACCAAGCUUAAUAAAAACAGGAACACAAUGGCAUACAGUUACACU